AUGGAAGAUAAAGCACUCUGCAAUGAGAAGAAAAAGGGCUCUCAACCUGGAUCAGUGAAAUUUGAAGAUGUGGCUGUGAUUUUCACUGAGGCAGAGUGGAAGAGACUGAACCUUGAGCAGAGAAACCUAUAGAAAGAAGUGAUGCUGGAGAAUUUCAGGAAUCUAGUCUCAUUGGCAGAAUCAAAGCCAGAAGUCUAUCCCUGGCCCUCCUGCCCUCUGGCCUUUGGCAAUCAGCAGUCUCGCAGCCAACAUGAGCUACGAAAUCAUCCUGUCCCAGAUUUACAUACAGGAAAUCAACUCCAACUAGAGGAUCCUUGCCCAGAUGACCACCAGCAGCAGCAACAACAUUCUGAUAAAAACUGGGGGGCCAAAGCAGAAGAUCAAGGAGUAGGAGGCUCUAAACCCUUGUUCUAGACAAAUCAGAGGGAGACUUCAGUGGUUUUCUCCAGCCCACCCCAGGGGCCACCGGUAAGCUCUCAGGGAGGCAACAGAGUGUUGAAGAUACAACUCAGUCCAGCCCAGAGGGCAAGUCCACUGACUACUUCUGGGGAAGUAGACAAAGUUCCUGAGAGGGUAGAAAUAUCAGGAUUUGGAGCAGUCGAGUUUGGAGGGUGUGGACUAGAUCUUGGCUAAAGCCAGAAGUCAAACCAAUUCAGACACAAGGCAGUCACAGGGAAAAAAUCUGUGUGCAGGGAGUGUGGGCGAGGCUUUAUCAGGAAGUCACACCUCAUCAGACAUCAGAGGACACACACAAGGGAGAAGCCGUUUAUGUGCACAGUGUGUGGGCGAGGCAUUAGUGAAAAGUCAGACCUCAUUAAGCACCAGAGGAUUCCCACAGGGGAUAAACCUUAUGUGUGCAGGAACUGUGGCUGAGGCUUUAGGGUGAAAUCACACCUCACCACACACCAGAGGACAUAUUCAGGUGAGAAGCCUUUUGUUUGCAGGGAGUGUGGGCAAGGCUUUAGGAAUAAAUCAACCCUCAUCACACACCAGAAGACACAUUCAGGGGAGAAGCCUUAUGUGUGUGGGGAGUGUGGGCAAGGGUUUAGCCAGAAGUCAUCCCUCAACUCAUAUCAGAGAACACACUCAGGAGAGAAGCCUUAUGUGUGUGGGGAGUGCCUUGGGGUAAGAGAUGGGAACUAA
Ceratotherium simum simum (southern white rhinoceros) is the source of this 1143-nucleotide messenger RNA. NCBI's taxonomy places the organism in Eukaryota, Metazoa, Chordata, Mammalia, Perissodactyla, Rhinocerotidae. The record is from RefSeq and is a predicted model, not a curated record.